This is a messenger RNA of Onychomys torridus (southern grasshopper mouse), 1101 nucleotides long. Its product is annotated as olfactory receptor 147-like. Bases 1 to 1101 code for a protein of 366 amino acids. Gene Ontology annotation, molecular function: odorant binding; olfactory receptor activity; G protein-coupled receptor activity. NCBI's taxonomy places the organism in Eukaryota, Metazoa, Chordata, Mammalia, Rodentia, Cricetidae. Gene Ontology annotation, cellular component: membrane. Gene Ontology annotation, biological process: G protein-coupled receptor signaling pathway; sensory perception of smell. The record is from RefSeq and is a predicted model, not a curated record. The transcript has 2 exons.
AUGCUGGCUGGAAAUGUCUCCUUGGUGACUGAGUUUGUCCUUGCUGGUUUGACAGACCGUCCAGAGCUCCAGAUGCCCCUCUUUUACCUGUUUCUAAUGAUCUACAUUGUCACAGUGGUGGGAAACUUUGGCCUGGUCACCCUCAUUGGCCUCAGUCCUCACGUGCACACCCCCAUGUACUAUUUCCUCUUCAACCUUUCCGUCAUUGAUCUCUGUUACUCUUCUGUCUUCAGCCCCAAAAUGCUGAUGAACUUUGUCUCUGAGAAGAAUGCCAUCUCAUAUGUGGGCUGCAUGACCCAACUGUUUCUCUUUCUCUUCUUUGUCAUCUCUGAAUGCUACAUGUUGACCUCAAUGGCCUAUGAUCGCUAUGUGGCCAUCUGUAAUCCACUGCUGUAUAAGGUUACCAUGUCUGCUCAGGUAUGUUCUAUGCUAUCUUUUGCUUCUUAUAUGAUGGCAUUUGCUGGAGCCUCUGCCCACACAGGCUGCAUGCUCAGACUGACCUUCUGCAAUGCCAAUGUCAUCAACCAUUACUUGUGUGACAUCCUGCCCCUCCUCCAACUUUCUUGCACCAGCACCUAUGUCAAUGAGGUUGUAGUUCUCAUAGUUGUGGGUGUUAACAUCACAGCCCCCAGCUUUACCAUUCUCGUUUCCUAUGUUUUCAUCCUUGCCAACAUUCUCAAUAUCAAAUCCACACAAGGAAGAUCAAAAGCCUUCAGUACCUGUAGUUCUCACAUCAUAGCGAUUUCUUUGUUUUUUGGAUCAGGAGCAUUCAUGUACCUCAAUCAUUCUGAAUCUAUGGACCAGGGAAAAGUUUCUUCUGUUUUCUACACUAAUGUGGUUCCCAUGCUCAACCCACUAAUUUACAGUUUGAGGAACAAGGAUGUCAAAAUAGCAUUGAAGAAAACUAAUUCCUACAUAUAUUCAUACAAUGUGCUUCAUCUGUAUAAUUUUUCAUGUAUGUAUGUUUUCAGAGCUGAUCAUGUGGUAUUGGAUGACCAAUUGGAUGCCAUUCACCAGGGAAGAGUAUUUCUCACCUUGUCAACAAUCCUUAGUUACCAUAGUUCUUCGUGUAGGGUCAAGGCCAUCCACACUGGGAUGUGA